Molecule: messenger RNA, 2108 nt
Organism: Oppiella nova
Lineage: Eukaryota; Metazoa; Arthropoda; Arachnida; Sarcoptiformes; Oppiidae
Source: the annotation of a GenBank genome assembly
AUUCAGGGGAACACCAAUUCCCUGCGCCCGCGACCUAUCGUCGACCCCUCAAACAUCACUCACACAGAGAUUAUGGACAUCAAGAGCCACACAAUCGUGAGGGGAAACUCUGUGGUGACCACCAGUCAGCCCAUGAGUCGAGCUCUGGUCACGCGAUCUAAUUCUCUGCGAAAAGCGGAUUCACCGCCAGCUCUGCGACCCAAUCGCGUGCCACCGCCUCUGCCAGAGCACGACGUGGUCGACAGUCAGGGCAUGUCAGCCAUGUCUGCCCAGCAAUCGCAACAAAUGAUGGCCUUUCCUGUGCCGCCAACGCUGAACCAACACUCGCAUCAUAACCACAAUCACUCUCAUCAUCACAUGAAUCACCAAAACAUGAAUCAAUUCCGCAAUUCGUCUCAACCAUCAGUGCCUUCAAUGCCGACUCUCAUGUCGGGCCACAACUCAAUGCAAUCAUCGCUUAAACAACAGCUAAAUCUAAAUAUAAAUCAAAAUUCAAACCAAAACUUCAAGAAUGGUUACAAUUCUAACACUAAUUCGGUUAACAAUAACUCUCCCAAUAAUAACAACAAUAACAACAUUUGGACCAAUAGUAGAGCAAAGUUCUCAAUCUUACCGCAACCACAACAACCCAUUAUACCUCAUCAGCCCUUCCCUCACAACCAAUCACUCCAUUACCCCUCACAACCCGUACCCCAAACUCAAUCUCAGCCGCAAAUGAAGCCACAGUUAUCUCCCCAUCAAUCGAGUCAACAAAGAGCUAAAUCUCCGGUUUCUACACAUUCUGUGCCACAACUCAUUCAACACCAGAACAACCAAAUCAAUGAACAAACGGUCGCUAAUGGACCACAAAUGCCAUAUCAGACCUCUUCCAUGCAAAUGCCAUCCCAUCCUCAGAUGCAUCUAAUGGGCGCACAAAUGCCGGCCCAACCCGUCAAUAGUCAGAAUGCAUAUCCAUUUCCACAUCCAAACUCCAAUGCAAAUGCACUUCACUCGCAACAAACCAUUCCAAUGAGUGUCGUGCCCUCAAUGGGUCCAACUCGAGGACAAUCUCCACAACAGCCCUCUCCACAUAUGAUGCAACCAACUCAAGGCCCCCAACCUUCGCAACCAAUGCAACAACAAUCGCAACAACGCUUAUCGCACGAGCAGUUCAGAGCAGCCCUUCAAUUGGUUGUCAGUCCCGGAGAUCCCAGGGAGAAUUUGGAGAACUUUGUGAAAAUAGGUGAGGGCUCCACAGGCAUCGUAUGCAUCGCUCUCGAGAAGAGCUCCUCACGACAGGUGGCCGUCAAGAAAAUGGAUUUACGGAAACAACAGCGACGGGAACUCCUCUUUAACGAAGUGGUCAUUAUGCGUGACUAUCAUCACCCGAAUAUCGUCGAGAUGUACGACUCGUUUCUGGUGGACGACGAGCUCUGGGUUGUGAUGGAGUUCUUAGAAGGAGGCGCUCUCACGGAUAUAGUCACACAUUCGCGUAUGGAUGAGGAACAGAUCGCCACAGUUUGCAAACAGUGUCUCAAAGCACUGUCAUUCCUUCACUCCCAGGGAGUCAUUCAUCGCGACAUCAAAAGUGAUUCCAUUUUACUCGCGAGUGACGGAAGAGUAAAGUUAUCUGAUUUUGGAUUCUGUGCUCAAGUGUCCACUGAAUUACCCAAACGUAAAUCAUUGGUUGGAACGCCUUAUUGGAUGGCACCCGAAGUAGUGAUAUCACGUCUGCCGUAUGGGCCAGAAGUGGACAUUUGGUCGUUGGGUAUAAUGGUUAUAGAGAUGUGUGACGGGGAGCCGCCCUUCUUCAACGAACCGCCCCUACAGGCCAUGCGUCGCAUCCGAGAUAUGCCUCCACCCAAACUCAAGAAUGUCCAUAAAGUGUCACCGCGUUUGCAGGCAUUCCUCGAGAAGAUGUUAGUCCGCGAUCCCACACAACGGUCCACUGCUUUGGAACUGCUUCAGCACCCAUUCCUCCGUCAGGUAUGCGGGACCGCCCAGUCUAUUGGUCCCAUUGAUGCGGUCGUUCCGUCACAGCCCCUGUUGAGCAUCUGUUGAUCACUCCUUUAGUUUGCAUUUGUAACUCAUUUAUUCAAUCAUUUUAUGGAUUAUUUGAAUUUUAUUUA